Oncorhynchus masou masou (cherry salmon) is the source of this 1356-nucleotide messenger RNA. Its product is annotated as DNA topoisomerase 3-alpha-like. Lineage: Eukaryota; Metazoa; Chordata; Actinopteri; Salmoniformes; Salmonidae. The record is from RefSeq and is a predicted model, not a curated record. Gene Ontology annotation, biological process: DNA topological change. Gene Ontology annotation, cellular component: nucleus. The transcript has 7 exons. The coding region runs from base 116 to 1009 and encodes 297 amino acids. Gene Ontology annotation, molecular function: DNA topoisomerase type I (single strand cut, ATP-independent) activity; DNA binding.
GUACACCAACACACUACAGGGCAACGAGCAGCGUGUGUAUGAGUUCAUUGUGCGUCACUUCCUGGCGUGCGUAUCCCUUGAUGCUGUGGGGCAGGAAACGGUGGUCGAGGUGGAAAUGGCUCACGAGAGGUUCUCCGCCAACGGCCUCAUGAUCAUCAGGAGGAACUACCUGGACGUGUACCCCUACGACCGCUGGAGCACGAAGGUGAUCCCAGUGUAUGAGCAGGGUAGCCAGUUCCAGCCGUCAGCGAUAGAGAUGCUGGAUGGCCAGACCUCUCCUCCUCAACUCCUCACGGAGGCAGACCUCAUAUCACUGAUGGAGAAACACGGCAUCGGUACGGAUGCCACCCAUGCAGAUCACAUUGAGACGAUAAAGAGCCGUAUGUACGUGGGACUGACAGCUGAUCAGAGGUUUCUACCAGGAGAACUUGGGAUGGGACUGGUGGAGGGUUAUAACUCCAUGGGGUAUGAGAUGUCUAAGCCACACCUGCGGGCGGAGCUGGAGGCGGACCUGAAGCUGGUAUCGGAGGGGAGGAAGGACAAACAGAGCGUGUUGAGACAUCACAUUCACAAAUACAAGACGGUCUUCGUAGAGUCUGUUAAGAAAGCCAAGAGGUUGGACGAGGCUCUGUCUAUCUAUCUGGGGGCGCGCCCAGGAGUUCAGCGAAUCAGAGCAGCAGGAUAUGGAAAUGCCCCUCCCAGUCAGGAAAUGUCCUCAGUGUGGGCGGGACAUGGUGCUGCGGAGGAGGAAGGAGGGGAACGGGAAGUACCUGUCCUGCGUUGGUUACCCAGAAUGCAAGUGUUCCGUGUGGUUUCCGGACACGGUGUUAGAGGUCAACAGAGACGAGUCUGUCUGUCCCACCUGUCAGCCCCGCCCCGUUCACAUGUAGGUAUCUGUCUGUCUGUCUGUCUGUCUGUCUGUCUGUCUGUCUGUCUGUCUGUCUGUCUGUUAUACCUGUCUGUCUGUUAUACCUGUCUGUCUGUCUGCCUGCUUGUCUGCCCGCCCUGAUGGUAGUGGAGACAGUGAUAUAAACCAGCCACAUCAAAGAGUCCUGAUGGAGACAUCAGUACAGAUAUCUUGGUACUGUUCUUGAUAGCAAACUGAGUUUUGAAGCCAAUCUGAGGAAUCUCUCCAGUUUCAGGGUGGACGAGGCCCUGAUGACCGUCUGUUACAGAUGGUUCAUUUAACCCAUUCUGAUAUUCAGGGUCGUCUGUUACAGAUGGUUCAUUUAAUCCAUUCUAACAUUCAGGGCCGUCUGUUACAGAUGGUUCAUUUAAUCCAUUCUGAUAUUCAGGGUCGUCUGUUACAGAUGGUUCAUUUAAUCCAUUCUAACGUUCAGGGCCGUCUGUUACAGA